Molecule: messenger RNA, 3158 nt
Organism: Papaver somniferum (opium poppy)
Lineage: Eukaryota; Viridiplantae; Streptophyta; Magnoliopsida; Ranunculales; Papaveraceae
Product: YTH domain-containing family protein 2-like
Exons: 9
Coding region: 234-2387 (717 amino acids)
Biological process (GO): mRNA destabilization
Cellular component (GO): cytoplasm
Molecular function (GO): mRNA binding
Source: RefSeq, a predicted model, not a curated record
CUCCAAAGAAGAAACCCUUUUCUUCUCCCCCUAAACCCAUAAUAUUUUUCUUCUCCUCUUGGCGGCUGAAAUACGCUCCUUCUUCUAGGGUUUCCUUCUCUCUCCUCCAAAACCCUUACUAUCAGUAUUUUUUUAGGGUUUACUCAUAUUCAUACCGUCACUCAUCUACCUGUACUUCUGCUGCUGCUGUUGUUGUUCAAUAUCUUUCUAUUAUUCUAAGAGAUCUGUGAUCCAUGGCGACUGUUGCUUCACCUGCAGAUCUUACUACAGAAGCUACAGAAAUACUAAAGAAUUUGACGUUAGAUUCUCAGACCAAGACUGUAGAUGCUGCUCCAGAGGCUACUAAGAAGCAUGGCUCUGUAGAUGCUGGGGAUGCAAAUGGACAGAUUCAGUCACAGGAAAGGGCCACACCUCCUAUUAUUCAGGACUUCAUGGAUACUUCUAUGUGCUAUGUUCCUGGUGCAUAUCCAUCCACAGCUUAUUAUUAUUCAGGUGGUUAUGAGAAUGGUAUGACUGGAGAUUGGGCAGACGAUUACUCUAGAUAUAUGUCUCAAGAUGGAGUGGAUAUGACACAUGGAGUUUAUGGGGAUAAUGGGUCAUUGCUUUACCACCAUGGAUAUGGAUAUGCUCCCUAUGGCGCCUAUAGUCCAGCAGGUUCUCCUGUUCCUACCAUGGGACAUGAUGGACUGUACGGGCCUCAGCACUACCAGUAUCCUACUCCUUACUAUCAAUCACCAACACCUCCUCCCAGUGGACCGUAUUCAUCUAACCAAACUUCUGCUGCGCCAACAGAUGUUCCCACUUUAGUUGCUGCAGACCAGCCCCCAGUAUCAGUAGAAGCCGUCAAUGGAAAUGCUAAUGGUGUCUCGAAAGGAAGUGUUGGUGGAAACAAUAAUAAUGGGGCUGCAUCAGUAAAAUCUGCCAAUUCCAAUUCUACUCUGAAUUCAAACUUCUCUUAUGGAAGAGGAAGCGUUCCUACUUACCCUGACCCAAGAUCUAGUUAUGAUGGGAUGAGACCUUGGAUAGAUGGCUCAGUUUUUCCAGAUGGCCAGGCCAGGCCUGCCACAAGUAGCUCUCUCUCUUCAACUGUUUCACAUAUCAAUGGCCUUCAAUCAGGAAGAACUCCGAAUCUCCGAUCUCUUCCUCCCAAUCUAAUGGGUUUGCAUUCCCAAAGGCCAGCAACUGGCAUGACAACCUCUGGUUAUAUGAAUAAAUUCUAUCCUAGCAACAGAUUGUACGGCCAAUGUGGGAACGGUGUUAGAACUGGUUUUGGAUCAAAUGGUUAUGAUUCAAGGACAAAUGGACGUGUCUAUUAUCCAGUUGAUAACAAGUACAAGCCAAGGGGUCGGGGCAACGGGUAUUAUAGUUACGGUAAUGAAAACAUGGAUGGACUGAACGAGCUUAACAGAGGUCCAAGGGCAAGAGGAUUUAAGAACCAGAAGGGAUUCACACCAGUCACCUUAGCAGUUAAAGGUCAGGUUCUCCCAACCAGUGUUGUGAACGAAGAAAAAGAUGCUUCAACUGUGGCUCCAAACAAAGAAGAGUACAACAAGGAAGACUUCCCAGAGAAGUAUACUGACGCAAAAUUCUUCAUUAUUAAAUCAUACAGUGAAGAUGAUGUGCACAAGAGCAUUAAAUACAGCGUUUGGGCUAGCACUCCAAACGGAAACAAAAAGUUGGAUUCUGGAUACAAGGAGGCCCAAGAGAAGCCUGGUGGUUGCCCUGUAUUCUUGCUCUUCUCUGUUAACACAAGUGGUCAGUUUGUUGGGCUUGCUGAGAUGACUGGUCCUGUUGAUUUCAAUAAGAGUGUCGAGUACUGGCAGCAAGACAAGUGGAAUGGUUGUUUCCCUCUGAAGUGGCACAUAGUCAAAGAUGUACCCAACAGUUUGUUGAAACACAUCACGCUUGAGAACAAUGAUAACAAACCUGUGACAAACAGCAGGGACACUCAAGAGGUCAAAUUCGAACAGGGACUUCAAUUGAUCAAGAUCUUCAAAGAUCAUACGAGCAAGACAUGCAUCCUUGAUGAUUUUGGAUUUUAUGAAGGCCGCCAAAAAACAAUUCAAGAGAAGCGUGCCAAACAACAGAUCCACAAGCAGGUUUGGGAUUCAAAACCCACCACUGAAUCUGCUGUUGUAGACACCAAUGAAAAGGACAAAGAAGGUGCAGGUGCGAAUGGGAAGGUGAGUUCGCCAACUCCAUUAGAAGCUUCGUCAGUGUUGGUUAAUGAAUCAUCUGUAAUUGAUGGAGAGGCGACAAAGCAACCGGAAGAGAAUGGGUCAGUAAAAGUGUCUGCAGAUGCCCCCAAGGGUGCCAAACCAGUUGUGGCAACAACAGAGAAAAGGGUGCUUUCAAAUGGGAAUGGGGUUGUAGCAAAUGGAUGCUAGAUAAUUCAGCUCUUGGUCCCUUUUCUUCCUUAACGCCAGUUAAUAGUCUCUUUUGAGGAAGAGGAGGGAAUGCUCUCUGUGGAUGAUCGCCAGUUAAUAGUCUAUUUUUAGUAUACAACAGUGGUAAACGCUGUCCGGCUUGUCCAGGAUACAUGUGGAGUUUUUGCAUCUGUGCACUACUACAACAUCAAAGAGGCAAUAAAAUGUGCAGGAGGGUUUAAGAUUGCCCUCAGAUUUUUCUGAGAAAAUGUUAUUAAUGGCAGGUUCAAGCUCUUCAUCAUUUCUUCUUUCUUAAGAUAUAUGGGAGUAGUCAAGUCUCUUUCUUUGGCUAACUUGUCCCUUGGCAUAUUAGGAUUAGAUUUUUGUGGUGGUGGUUUUUUCUUUCUUUGCUAUUCCUUGUUUUUUUAUAGGUAAUGACUGGAGAGACAGCUCCUGACAGGUUUUAGUUUUCUUUUGGGUGGGGUUUUUAGGUUUACUUAUGAAAUCUCCUUUAUCAGUUUUUGUUCCCCUUAUUUUCUUUUCUUCAGCUUUGUGGCUUUCUUGUUUUAAUUUUUACUUUUGUUAUCAAUCUCCAUCUUGAUGUAAAUCUACUUCAUUACUGUGUUUCUAUGUCCAAUAGUAGAGGUGAAAGGGCUGGACUGAUGGAUAGAUUUUAUCAGAUUUUGGGGGUGGGGAAGUGUCGGAAAUUUGGAUAGUUAAUUCUCUCAUUUCAAGUGAUUUUGGAAUUAACUGAGAAUGGCAAAAUUCCUUUGCAGCACUGGUAUUAUCCAU